AUGCCUCUCCUUGCCUUACCGAACGAGCUCCUGCUAGCGAUAGCGGAAGCACUGGAGUCCCAGAGCGACCUAAAUUCAUUAGCACAAGCUGAUCGUCGCUGCUGGGGUCUAUUGAAUCCGGUUCUCUACGCCUACAAUGUCAAAAACCACAACGGAGACGCACUUCAUUGGGCAGCAAAACAUGGCCAACUACAAACAGCUCAAAAAUCACUUCGGCAAGGUGCCCAUGUUGAAUCAACACAAUUUGAUCUUCGACCUUUGGGCCAAGCCGCCCGCUCAGGGCACGCAGAUAUUGCUGCCCUUCUCAUCGCACACGGCGCCGAUGUCUACGCCAAGAAAAAUCGAUCUUCUACCAAUGCCAUCACAAUAGCUGUCUACGGCAACAAAGCAAGUGUGCUUCAAGUGCUGCUCGACCAUGGUGUGGAUCCAAACUUCCAAUGCACAAACGAAGAUAGAUUAUUGCACAUCACAGCCCGAAAGUCUCCCCGUAACCGACUGGCAAUCGCGAAGCUUCUGGUCGAGAAAGGGGCCGACCUGGAAGCGCUCUCGCACUUCUCUGAAACUGCUCUGCAAAUCGCCUGCAAAGAAGGCUCUUCCGAUGUGUUGCGUUAUCUCGUUGAAUCCGGUGCUGAUCUUGGUAAAAGGACCCCCGAGGGAAGAACGUUACUACACCUGGCCGCUCAUAAAGGCAACCUGGAGGCCAUCGAGCCAUUGUUGGAAAAAGGCGUCGACAUGGAGUCCAGAGAUAAUGAAGGGUUCACACCCUUCCAUUCGGCAUGCUACAAUGGCCAUCUCGAAGUGGCAAGGCUUUUGUUGGAUCAUGGCGCAAAUAUCGAGGCAAAGUCACACAAAAGACACACACCGCUACUCAUGGCAAUACUCUGGGAGACCACUGUCUUCGUUGGGGCUGAUUCGAUGCCUGUUGGUAUAACUUCGUUCUUGCUGGAGCGAGGUGCCAAUCCAAAUGAGCCAAAUGAUUCGGGGAUCGCGCCAAUCCACAUUGCAGUGUCAAAGGGAGAUGCGCUGUGCAAGCUUUUGCUCCAGCACGGGGCCGAUCCAGGCCUUGCAACUGAGGCUGGCUCUACACCGCUACACAAAAUAGCAUUGGGUGGCUCUCUUGAGGCAGUAAAGCAUUUGCUGCAACAAGGCGCUGAUGUGCAGCCAAAAGAUGCAGAUGGCAAUACACCGCUCCAUUUAGCAGCGAGGAGAUAUGAACCUGCGCUUGUGAAGCUCCUUCUUGAGGCUGGUGCCGAUCGAUUUGUCACGAACAACCAGGGCCAGCUUCCCAUACAUCUUGCGAAGGAGAAUACCGUGGGGGCACCGCUCACAAAGCGACUCAGGGCAGAGGAGGUCAUGGAUUUACUGGAAGGGUUUCCUGCUCAGUGUGGUGGAAGUUCUGAGCCGGUGACAUGA
Penicillium olsonii is the source of this 1413-nucleotide messenger RNA. The record is from the annotation of a GenBank genome assembly. Lineage: Eukaryota; Fungi; Ascomycota; Eurotiomycetes; Eurotiales; Aspergillaceae.